CCAAGAUGCACCAGGGGGCGGUGUGAGCGUUUACUGUUGGUGUUUCGAUCCGCAAAUGGAGACGAGAAAGUAGCGGCAGUCCCUUCUGACAAAUAUGGACAGAACCAUAGAAACCAGAGCCACAGAGUAGCCAGGGGGGAGCUGUAUGAACAUGUCGGUGAAGUGCUCCCUGCCUCGUCCACCUCCUCCUCCGGCCCAGGGUCCACCUCCUCCUCAUCUUCCUCCUGCCUCAGCAGACAGGAAGAAGCUGUACCAGACUCUGGCCGGCAGCAGGAGUCCUGUGGAGGGGGACAACACGGAGGCCUGCGCACUGCUCAGUCAGAGGGAGGACAGUUUUAGGAAGGACCUGCAGUGGAUCCUGGUGAACACAUACGUGCCUUCUCUAAUCCAAGAUGGUCCACAGUGUGGUCUGGUGGCUCUGUGGAUGGCUGCUCACCUCCGACAGCCACAGCUGAGUGUCGACAUGGAAGCCGUGGUGCAGACAGCGCUGAGCCGGGGAUACACAGCACAGGGUGAAAUGUUUUCAGCUAACAACAUGGCCUUGCUGGCAGAAGAGGUUUGUGGCUGUAAGGCAAAACUGCUGUCUGGAGGUUUGAGUGGUAACAAUGCUGCAACCGUCAUCACACACCUGUGGGGGAGACAGCCUGUUCUCGUCCCAUAUGACGAGGACUUCAACCAUGAGCCAUGUCAGCGUAGCGGCCACAGGGCGCACUGGGCUGUUGCCUCAGGUGUCCUCCUCGGGUUGGAUCAGGGGAGUGUGAGUGAAGAGCACCGUAGGCCUGUUCCCAGUCUUCCCUGGCUUUACCUGCCUGGCGACACCAGUUUCCCUUGUCCCAUCAGCAGCACAGGGCUCAGAGAGGUUUACGUCCUGGCUAAGCAGGGUAAAAGUCUACGCUACCAGCUGUGGAGCUUGGACAGCUUAGCUCAGAGCAACAAGCAACUGAGGACGAUGGGCCCUCAGAGAGCUAAUGACGGGGUCCAGUAUGUGGUUCCUCAAGGAGGUGUGGAGGCCGGGCUGGCUGGACAGGCAGUGCUGCUCCACACAAGGACACAGGAGCAAUAAUAUGAGUGAUGCUGCUGCUGCCCACAAGGACCUGCAGCUUAAACCAUGGAUGCAAGAUGCAAUUGAGAACAGACAGGGAACAAUCCAAGUAAUAAUUUUAUUUCAUCACAGUGGAUUCCUAUGGUGCAGUGCGUGAUCCUACAGAUAUGGAUGUAUGAACAUUCUCAUUUUAGCUUGACUACCAUAUACUUGAAUUUAUCCAACUGUGCUUUGAAAAAGGCUUCAAAAGGGAAUUUGAAAAAUUGAAGAUACGGUAUGUGAAACAAUUUUGAUGUGGCAAAAUGUGUCGUAAUAGCAAGUAUAAAUGGUCACAACGGCGUAGAUUCUGCGUCAAUCUAAAGCAAAAGUAUAAACCAGACUGAAAGGGCAAAGACAUUUCCAAUUGUGUUGUUUUCAUGGAGAGUUUCUUUUCUGUGUUGCAGGUUUACAAUAUCAUGAAUUUUCCUCAGAGUAAAUGGAAUAUAUUCACACAAA
Scophthalmus maximus (turbot) is the source of this 1537-nucleotide messenger RNA. RefSeq names its product chromosome 11 C19orf54 homolog (gene actmap). The coding region runs from base 146 to 1063 and encodes 305 amino acids. NCBI's taxonomy places the organism in Eukaryota, Metazoa, Chordata, Actinopteri, Pleuronectiformes, Scophthalmidae. The record is from RefSeq and is a predicted model, not a curated record. The transcript is spliced from 7 exons.